Messenger RNA from Magnolia sinica, 2439 nucleotides. Its product is annotated as glycerophosphodiester phosphodiesterase GDPDL7-like. The coding region runs from base 161 to 2398 and encodes 745 amino acids. The record is from RefSeq and is a predicted model, not a curated record. Lineage: Eukaryota; Viridiplantae; Streptophyta; Magnoliopsida; Magnoliales; Magnoliaceae. Gene Ontology annotation, biological process: lipid metabolic process. The transcript has 10 exons. Gene Ontology annotation, molecular function: glycerophosphodiester phosphodiesterase activity.
CGCCUCUCUUGUUUCUCUCUCAUCUCCCUAUGUAGCUGCCUCAUCUCUCUCCCAUCUAUUACCUCUCUCUCUCCUUCUCAGCUGCACCCUCUCAAUCGUAAUUUCCAAGUAGAAAAAUAGAAUAAAGGGAGAAAAAAAUUGAGGUGUUGAUUGGGAAGAAAUGGUGAGGUCUUUAUUUUUUAUUCUUCUACUGCUCUAUGGAGUGUCGGCUCAAAAAUCUCAACAAAAGUGGUUGACACUUAGUGGUGAUGCUCCACUAGUAAUAGCACGUGGUGGAUAUUCAGGGCUCUUUCCAGAAUCUAGUCAAUUUGCAUAUCAAUUCGCUAUAUCAACAAGCUUAUCCAACGUUGUUUUGUUUUGUGAUCUGCAAUUAACAAAAGAUGGUGCCGGUAUAUGCCGAACAAACCUGAAGCUUGAUAAUUCGACAAAUAUAGCACUUAUUUAUCCAAAGGGAGAGAAAAAAUACGCUGUGAAUGGUGAAUUAGUUAGUGGGUGGUUUUCGAUUGACUAUACAGCAGAACAAUUGUUCACCAAUGUCUCAUUGAUUCAAAACGUUUUUUCUCGUCCAAGUUUGUUCGAUGAUACCCUGCCAAUGUCAAUGGUUGAAGAUGUAACAGGGCUUCGACCACCUCGAUUUUGGUUGAAUGUUCAGUAUGACAUGUUCUUCAAGCAACAUGACUUGGAUGUGGAAGCAUUUGUAUUAGAUGCAUCGAGACGUAUGAGUAUUCAUUACAUUUCUUCACCUGAAAUCAGUUUCUUAAAGGGUCUAAAUGGAAAGCUUACGAAAGACAAGACCAAGCUCAUCUUUCGAUUUCUAGAUGUUGACGCAUUCGAACCGUCAACUAAGAAAAAGUAUAGUGACAUUUUGAAAGAUCUUUCAUCUAUCAAAUCAUUUGCUUCUGGAAUUCUUAUUCCCAAGAACUACGUCUGGCCCAUUGGUGUUGAUCGGUAUUUACAGUCUCAUACCACUAUCGUAACAGAUGCUCAAAAAGUAGGACUCGAAGUUUAUGCAUCUGGUUUUGCAAAUGACAUCCCUGGAAGCUAUAAUUACAGUUAUGACCCUACUACCGAAUACUUACAAUUCAUUGAUAACUCUCACUUCUCCGUAGAUGGUGUGCUUACUGACUUUCCUUCAACUGCAUCAGAGGCAAUAGCUUGCUUAGCAAAUAACAAGAACAACACUCUACCAACCAAAGGGAGACCAUUGAUUAUAACACACAAUGGAGCAAGUGGAGUCUUCCCAGGUUGCACUGAUCUUGCUUAUCAGCAAGCAAUCGAUGAUGGAGCUGAUAUAAUAGAUUGCUCAGUCCAAAUGACAAAAGAUGGAGUAGCAUUCUGCUUGGAUUCAGCAGACCUCAUAGGUGAUACAACGGCAGUCGCAACUUUUAUGACUCGAUCUGCUUCAAUCUCAGAGAUCCAAAAGGACAAGGGAAUUUUCUCAUUCGACCUCACAUGGAGCGAGAUUCAAAGCUUGAAGCCUGAACUAGCGAGCCCAGGAGCAGAAGCUGGCAUUCUACGAAACCCGGCAUCAAAGAACCAGGGAAAAUUCAUGACACUCGCUGACUUCCUCAAUUUUGCAAAGGAUAAGGCCGUUCCUGGAAUCUUGAUCAAUAUACAGAAUGCUGCCUACCUAGCUUCAAAGAAAGGUCUUGGCAUUAUUAAUGCAGUCACAAGUGCCUUGAGCAAGGCCGGAUAUGAGAAAGAGACUACACAACAAGUUUUAAUUCAAUCAGAUGAUAGUUCAGUUCUUUUGGCAUUCAAGCAAUUUACGAAUUACAAGCGAGUUCUCUUGGUUCCAGAGAUAAUUAGUAACAUUCCUAAACCAACGGUUAAGGAAAUUAAGGAAUUUGCGGAUGCAGUUACCCUCCCUAGAGCUUCAAUUGUAUCAUAUUCAGGCUCAUUCGUAUCUGGUUUCACCGACGUUGUCAGUAAUAUGCAUGCUGCAAAUAUUUCUGUCUAUGUAUCGACACUGAGGAAUGAAUAUAUAUCAAUAGCAUUUGACUUUUUCUCUGAUCCAAUGGUGGAGAUUUGCACUUAUGCCAUGGGAAUUGGCAUUGAUGGGAUUGUAGUGGAAUUUCCAAGGACAGCAAGCACAUACUUGAGGAGCCCAUGUUUCAACCCCAGUGACAACGUGGCAUACUCCAUCUUACCCGCAGAACCUGGUUCUUUGCUUUCUUUGGCCCCACCAGAGGUGUUGCCACCUACAGAACCACCAGCACCAUCACUUACUAUUGCCGAUGUUGAAGACCCACCAUUACCGCCAGUUAUAAACCCUACGACUCCACCGGUUGCCAGUCCAACUAAUACACUAAGUGGCCAACCAUCAAAUAAUUCUAUUAAUUUGGUCUUAUGCUUAGCGUUGGUGGGCCUAAGCUUCAUGUCUUUAAGCUACCACUGAUUGGAAUGGAGUGCAUGGAGUUGUAAUUAUUACUUUAAUGC